CGCUGCGGAGUCGAAUCCGAGCGGGAAAUCGGAGGAGGGCAAGGUUUGGUGGUGGUUGCCGGGGGCUGCGAGAGGAAGCGGACUAGGUGUCGCCCUGGGCAACCGGGGGAUGGAGGAGCUCAUUGCCCUCGUGAACGCACUGCAGGACGCCCUGGGCGCCCUCGGCCAGAGCUACCCCCUCGAUUUGCCGCAGAUCGCCGUGGUGGGCGCCCAGAGCGCGGGCAAGAGCUCCGUUCUCGAGAACUUGGUCGGCCGAGAUUUCCUGCCUCGUGGUUCUGGAAUUGUCACUAGACGACCUCUCAUUCUUCAGCUUAUCUUCUCAGAAACAGAAUAUGCAGAAUUUUUGCAUUGCAAGUCCAAGAGGUUUACAGAUUAUGAUGAAGUUCGACAGGAGAUUGAAGCAGAGACAGAGAGGCUCACGGGAACAAAUAAAGGCAUCUCGUCUGUUCCCAUUAACCUUCGGGUGUACUCACCACAUGUGCUGAAUCUGACUCUGAUUGACCUUCCGGGUAUCACUAAGGUGCCAGUGGGUGACCAACCCCAUGACAUUGAGUACCAGAUCAAAGAGACUAUUUUGCAAUUCAUCAGUAAAGAGAGUAGCUUGAUUCUUGUUGUGACACCAGCCAAUACGGAUCUGGCUAACUCCGAUGCUCUCAAACUGGCCAAAGAAGUUGACCCACAAGGCCUACGGACAAUUGGGGUAGUUACCAAGCUGGAUUUGAUGGAUAAAGGCACUGAUGCCAGAGAGAUCUUGGCAAACCAACUAUUACCUCUGCGGCGAGGCUACAUUGGAGUUGUGAACCGGAGCCAGAAGGAUAUUGAUGGUAAGAAAGACAUCCAAGCCGCGCUGGCAGCUGAGCGCAAGUUCUUCCUUUCCCAUCCUGCUUACAGACACAUGGCGGACCGCAUGGGAACGCCCCACUUGCAGAAGGUCCUCAACCAGCAAUUGACAAACCAUAUCCGAGAGACUCUGCCAUCACUACGUAGCAAACUCCAGAGCCAGCUGCUGUCCCUAGAGAAAGAGGUGGAGGAAUACAAGAACUUCUGCCCUGAUGAGCCUAUGGGGAAAACCAAAGCUUUGCUGCAGAUGGUCCGACAGUUUGCAAAAGACUUUAGUAAGCAGAUUGAAGGUUCUGGAGACCAGGUAGACACACUAGAAUUAUCCGGUGGAGCCCGAAUCAACCGCAUUUUCCAGGAGAGGUUCCCCUUGGAGUUAGUCAAGAUGGAAUUUGAGAAGAAUCUGAGACGAGAAAUUGGCUACGCGAUCAAAAACAGCCACGGUGUAAGGAUGGGGCUCUUCACGCCUGACAUGGCCUUUGAAACCAUAGUGAAAAAACAGAUUGUAAAGUUCAAAGAGCCCAGUUUGAAGUGUGUUGCUCUAGUGGCCUCAGAGCUGUCCAGGGUCAUCAGAAAGUGUGCAGAGAAGCUGGGUUCCUACCCCAGGCUGCGAGAAGAGAUAGAGAGGAUUGUUACUACACACAUCCGAGAAUGUGAAGGAAGGACUAAGGACCAGGUUCUCCUGCUGAUUGACUCAGAGCUGUCCUACAUCAACACUAACCACGAAGACUUCAUUGGAUUUGCCAAAUGAGUGUCUAUUCUCAAGUAAAGCUGAGGAGGGCUGAGAGCAUUUCUGAUUUUAUUCAUCUGUGCAGCUUGUUCGAUGCAUUCACCUCUUAGUGUGGCCUUAAAAGCUUCCCAUACAGUGUUUAGUUGUGCCACUUUUUAGAUUAAAGUCAAAAUAUACAUUUAUCUUUUUUUUCUAGCUUUGCUGUGACAAACGUGUUUAAUAAAGAGGUGUUCAAUCUCUAAUAAAAUGUCUUUUUGUUAUUCACCCGUGGUUGAAAUAGACACAAUGCCCAAUUAUGGUCUGAGCAAGUCUUUUUACCUGUUAGGGCAUCCCACAAGUAAUGCUGGAGAUCAUUAUAUAUGUCUAGCAGAAAAAUAAAUGUACUAUCUCUGUGUUGGAUGA
Molecule: messenger RNA, 1969 nt
Organism: Hemicordylus capensis (graceful crag lizard)
Lineage: Eukaryota; Metazoa; Chordata; Lepidosauria; Squamata; Cordylidae
Product: dynamin-2-like
Exons: 13
Coding region: 110-1588 (492 amino acids)
Cellular component (GO): membrane; cytoplasm; microtubule
Molecular function (GO): GTP binding; microtubule binding; GTPase activity
Source: RefSeq, a predicted model, not a curated record